Strongylocentrotus purpuratus (purple sea urchin) is the source of this 773-nucleotide messenger RNA. RefSeq lists its product as uncharacterized. The coding region runs from base 69 to 761 and encodes 230 amino acids. Gene Ontology annotation, molecular function: ubiquitin protein ligase activity. The record is from RefSeq and is a predicted model, not a curated record. The transcript is spliced from 3 exons. Lineage: Eukaryota; Metazoa; Echinodermata; Echinoidea; Camarodonta; Strongylocentrotidae. Gene Ontology annotation, biological process: protein polyubiquitination.
ACUUCAAUAGGACAUUGGACGAUAUUCGACUGAAAUUCGAGGAAGCUUUCGGAAUAGGAUCAAGGAUUAUGUUGGUAAUAAUCACAGCUGCAUUAAACCUGAAAAUAGGACACCUUCAAUUUGAAAUUGACGACGACAAAGAGAAGGUUGUUGAAUCAGCUAUCUCGAAGGUUAAAGGUAAAGAUGAAACGUCUCUCUUGCUCCCGUUCGAAGUCUAUUUCAAGGAUAACGUGUCUUUGGGUGUAAAUGCUGGUGGCCCCAUGAAGGAAUUCUUUUCCCGACUGUUCGAAGAGCUCUUCAAUGUCGAGAAGCAUUCCAUCUUCAAGAAACUCGAUGAUUCUCCUUCGUGUACGACAUUGUGGUUUAACAAGGAUUCUAAGGACCUGGACAAAUUGCGAGCAGUCGGGAAGCUGUUCGCUCUGAUGUUCUACAAUAAGGUCAUCGUCACAAUGCCGUUUCCAUUUCUUUUCUACAAGAAACUGCUUGGAAAUAUUGGAAUCGAAGAAAGGCAAGGAAGUUACGUGUCUCUAAUAUUUGGGGGCCAGGGGGUACAAAGUCCUUCAUUCUUUUGCAAAUUUUGUUCCCAAUUCGUACCAUUUUCAUUUGUAUUUCGAACUCGAGAGCUCAUUGAUACAUUUUCAUUUUGUUUAAAACAUUUCAAAAUAAUUGUAAGUCCUCGCGAACUAACGCGAGAUCGGGCUUUCCCGACUUGUUUCUCCGAUUACCUUACGAGUUGUAUACCGAGUUUGUUGGACAGAUAGCUCGUUGUCAAA